AUGACUUCGCGGGACCCCGAAGAACAGGAAACGAUCGCAUGCAGCACGCUGGGGACAGCUACUAGUUCCGAAGUGCUGGCCGAAGAUCUGCGACAGUUCACCCGCUCUCCUCAUCCCUACCAUCGAAGCAGGCGACUUGGAUCGCGCACACCAUCCGAACAAGGAGACCGGCUACAUCCGCUCAGCUACUCGAAAGCAUCCCACACACCGAGCGACAGCGGCACAGAAGCAGAUGAUGAGAGCACUGGGAUUCUAAGAGGUCUUCCGGCACCUCCUGUACGUCCUCACAAAGGGUUGCGUGCGGGCGGGAACGGUGCCGGGGACUCCGAUGCAUGGCUGCCUUCACUGCAACCAUGGCCGUCAUUCGUGCGGUCGACGAGAGGAUUAAGAGGAAGCUCGGAAGAAGAGGCAGAUGGAAAACUUGCUGAAAAGUCACGGUCAAGACGCAGAAGACGGGUCGAAAUCUUGCGACGGUUAAUGGAGACUGCUCUGCUGCUUUCCGUAGGGGCCGUGGUCUUGCUACAGAGAGAUGCGCGUUUGCUUGCAUGGGCCUGGAGAAAAGAACUCGCAGCCCAUGGAAUCGUGCUCCUAGGCCUGUACGCCUCACAUCCCCUCUUAAUCCGACUCUCGAGGAGCCGACGAUGGCGCAUACGCUCCUCUAGCCGGUUAUUUUUCUCGAUACCGGAGAGCUUCGACCCAGCUCCGCUUCUAUACCCAGUACUCGUGCCGAUAUUCGUUGCAAUGUCCCUCUCUCAACACCAGCCGGCGCUGGUCAUGCCAAAUAUCAUACUCAGCCUCGCCUCUCUACCAGCACCGGUUGUCCCACUACAAAGCUGGAUCCAUGGACUAUCCAUUACGCACUGGAUGGUCACAAUUGCCCCGAUACUCGUCUCCGAGCACUUCUCCUUCGACCAUACAAUCCCUAAACCGCUGUCGCUUCGUGGGCACGAUGCGGAAUCCUUGAUCCUUCUGUUUCCUUUGCAUCAAGCGUUGAUACCCACCCUAGACUUUUUGUUGACUACCAGCAUUCUACCUGCGGAGCUGCAGCUCCUGACGACAGCUCUGAUCAAUUUGUAUUUGUUUGCUGCCUCCCCCCAGGCCGAAAUUCUCAAGGCCUUGUUGUGGCUGGGAGGAAUGUGUCUAUUUGUGUCGUGCCAAAAGAUAUUACAUUGGGAGGUAGCUCUAGCUCGGAUUCCUAGCUGGAAGUUUCGUCGCUCUCUUAGCGGCUCACAGUCGCCGCGAAAAUUUAUCAACAUGAUGGACCACCGCCUUUGCUCAAUACUGAGCAGGCCCUACGAGCCUACAUCAGAUAGCGAUGAUGGCGUUCCUAAGCCCCGCAAAACCCGAACGAUGCGGGACAUUCGAGAUUAUGCAUCACCCGCGGCACCCGCGUCUGCCAUCGAUAAUCCUGCAGGAGAAGAAGUCUUCGAGAAGUAUUCUAAGCGACAAAGGCGUCAUACAAUCUCCACAUUCGAGGAGGCAGUCCAGGAAGUACGGAUCCGCACUACACCGGGCGGCCGACGGAAGAAGUUGAUGGGACCCGGCCUUGCCUCUUUCUUAUCGCUCACCGCAGCCCAAGCGCAGGUUCGCAAAUGGCUGUAUGCAGCCUAUGUCUAUUUGGUGUCCCUGGCAAUCAUCUUUGGGCCCAUCCGAAAGUACGUGGCCGAGCGCGCCCUUCAAGGACAAGAUCCUGUUGGAUGGGCUCUGGGAUAUCUGCUGGGCAAUCUAUCAGGCUUCCGGUUCUGGGUGCUUAUGCUGAAUCUUGAGUACUGGAUUCAGCUCGCUCCACGCCCGGACUCAGCCGAUGAGGACGUCUAUUGUUGGCUUGGCCGGAUAGAACAUCUGCGCCAGACUGGUUUUGGGCCAGCCAACAGUCGCCUGCUGAUCAUUCUUUACUGCGUUUUGGUCCUUGCGACCGGCCUGGCCGUGGUGUUUCAGCUCAGCUCGGUCGCUGAGGUUGACACCCGGCGCAAAGUUUUCCACGGGACUAUGGUGCUGAUGUUCCUUCCUACGGUUUUCGUAGACCCGACAUUUUGCGCUUUGGCACUGGCUUUGGUUCUUGCCAUCUUCCUCUUACUAGACCUUUUCCGAGCCUCCCAGCUCCCUCCGAUUUCCCGCCCGCUGACAAACUUCCUGGCUCCCUACGUGGAUGGCCGUGACCACCGCGGCCCGGUCAUCAUCUCACAUAUCUUUCUGCUGAUCGGAUGUUCCAUCCCGCUCUGGCUCUCGCUAUCCGAUCUCCCUCGGACCGGUGACGGGUCCUGGGUAGGAUGGGAUGUACCCGCCCGUGAUGUCAGCAUGGUCAGUGGCGUGAUCUGUGUGGGGAUGGGAGACGCCGCGGCAUCGCUGGUGGGCCGCCGGUACGGUCGGCUGAAAUGGUUCUGGGGUGGAGGGAAGUCGCUAGAAGGCAGCGUGGCCUUUGCAGCGGCAGUGACUUGCGGUUUGCUCGCCGUUCGAGGCUGGCUGGUGGUGGGAGGAUGGCCGGUGGCAGGCACCGAAUCAGCCGGGGAAACAGCCUCCACAGUUCGCUUUUGGGUAUGGACAAGCUGUAAAGCCGUGUUAGCCGCAGGAGGAACUAGCGCCACCGAGGCGAUCCUCACUGGCUGUAAUGAUAAUGUUUUAGUGCCGGUGGUGUUGUGGCUGCUGGUGCGGGGUUUGGGUGUUUGA
This is a messenger RNA of Penicillium atrosanguineum, 2667 nucleotides long. RefSeq names its product putative phosphatidate cytidylyltransferase. NCBI's taxonomy places the organism in Eukaryota, Fungi, Ascomycota, Eurotiomycetes, Eurotiales, Aspergillaceae. The transcript has 2 exons. The record is from RefSeq and is a predicted model, not a curated record. Bases 1 to 2667 code for a protein of 888 amino acids. Gene Ontology annotation, cellular component: endoplasmic reticulum membrane. Gene Ontology annotation, molecular function: dolichol kinase activity. Gene Ontology annotation, biological process: dolichyl monophosphate biosynthetic process.